ACGUUUGGCCAUCGCCUGAAGGACCAGAAAAAGGGGUGGGGCGGGUUUUCGCAUGAGGUGCGCGCGCGGGGACGCGCCCAGCGUGGGCGCGAGCGGCCCCGCCCACAGGCUCCCUGCGAGGAAAGAGGGAGCGGCACUGCUGGCUGCUGCGGACACCUUGACGGACUGACGGACGGACUGACGGAUGCUCUAAGGUAAAGAAGCGGGCGGGGAGGCCCUCGGGGGCCCGGGAGGGGAAGGCGGCAAUGCCUGCCGCCCACCCCGGCCUCGUCACGGUCAGCGGCCGCCCGUGUCCCCCCCCAGGGCCCGCGGAAAUGUCCGAGGCGAAGCAUCGCAAGAAAGCGGGCGUCAAGGGGGCGCCCCCUGAGCCGGGCCGACGUGGCGAGUCUGGGCAGCCCCCGGAGCCGGCCCGGGUAUCUGGAGACGGCGGCGGCGGCGGCGGCGGCGGCGGCGGCGGCGGCGGUGGUGGUGGUGGUGGUGGCGGUUGGGCAGACCCACGAACCGUGCUAUGCCUACUCUCCCUCGGGACCAGCCUGGCCUUAGCCUGGUUUGUAUUUCAGCAGUCAGAAAAGUUUGAUAAUGUGGAAAAUAAAUACCAGCUCCUGAAAUUGGAAGCCGCUGAAUUCCAUAGCCUUCAAAGUCAAGUCACUUUAAUUUCUGAAAAGUGUCAGAAGUCUGAAGCUAUGAUAAAACAGUUGAAGGAUUUUCAGAUCAUUGCUCAUCUAAAACGUCUUCAGGAGGAUGUUUAUAACUUGAAAACUUGGUCCAACAGGAUAACUGAAAAAAGAGAUAAAUUGAACAACAACAUGACAGCUCUGUAUCAAGCAGUUACAAACACAGACCAGAGUACAUCUUUCCUGGCAAAAGAGGUUUCCCUCAAGAUUUCAGCUGUCAAAACUGAUAUAAGGCGCAUUUCAGGGUUAGUAACUGAUGUAACAUCAUUGACAGAAUCUGUACAAGACCUGGAAAGCAAAUUAGAAAAAGCAGAACAAAAUACAGUUAAAAGCAUAGGUGACCUUCUUUCCAGUAGCAUUGAUCGAACAGCAAAACUAAGGAGUUUAGCAUCUGAAAAUUCUGAAAGAAUUCAGGUUGCUAACAAGAUGCUUUCUGAACUAGACAGUGAUUUCAGUAAGCAUUCAGAUAGGCUUUUAAACUUGGAAAGUGACAGGGCUAAAAUUCUGAAGACAGUGAAUUUUGCAAAUGAUUUAAAGCCUAAGGUUUAUAACCUCAAAAAGGAUUUUUCCCGUUUGGAACCAAUGAUAAAUGAUUUAACUCUACGAAUUGGGAGAUUGGUUGCUGACCUACUACAAAGAGAAAAAGAAAUUGCUUUCUUAAAUGAAAAAAUAUCUAACAUAACUAUAGUUCAAACUGAAAUUAAGGAUGUGAAAGAAGAAAUAACUAAAAUUUCAGAUAUAAAUUAAGUCAGGGGUUUUUAACCUUUUUUGUGUCAUGUUUUUAAAUCCAUAAACAUACAUAGGAUUACAAAGCAAACUAAUUUAUAUUGAAAUUUAUCCCCUGCCAAAAAAUUUUGAAUUUGUGUAUGCUAUAUUCAGAACCCCUGAAUUGUUUUUAAAUUAAGUUACCUAAAUUGAAAAAUCCUGAAAAAUGGAGCCUUAGUCACAUUACACACUGAUAAAAAGUAAUUUAAAUUUAAUAUUUAAAAUAUUGGAAGCUUCUGGACUUUCUUGUGUUGGAUAAAAUGUGUCAUAAAAUAAAAAAUAUUUUUUAGUGAGCUGUGUAACUAUUGAUUACUUAAGUUUUUCAGCAAGUAAGCAUGUACUUUCAUGCUUAUAUCCAGGGGUCAGAAUGCUAUUGGGAGACUUUAGUAACUACUGAUAGAAUUGAGUCCCUGGCAUGACUCUCCUCCUCGCCAUUGCUGGCUGGAGAGCUGUGGAAUGCCUCGGCCUCAUUACAUGACUGCCACCUUCCAACCCAGCAUCUCACUUUGUUCUCGGAGCCAGAGCAGUGUCUAUGUAUUAGCUUGAGCUACCUGGUCAUAACUAGAAGACGGUUUCAGUUUAUCAGUCAGUGAGCCCUUGGUGAGCUUAUCAUCUGGUUGGCUUGUGGCUAUGCAGAAAAUGGGAAGGUGGAUGAUGAUGAAAGAUUUCAAGUAGAAGACUAACAGAAAACUAUGAUUUAUUCAUGAGUACAAGAUGUCAAACGGGGCCCCGCGUUUUACCUCCUCCUGAAGAUUUAGAUAUCUUGAUUGAAGUAGUCUGUUUGUUGUGAAACGUGAUAGUUGUCCAUGUGAACUCUUAAGUCCCUUGGCUGGUCUGUAAAACCGGAAUUAUUCUUCACGCCUUUAACCCGCAGCGCAUCCCACCGCCAAAAGGCCUUUCUGCUCCUUUCAGUCACACCUCCAUUUCUGGACCCAGGUCCUAGAGAGCCGGCAUCUUGGGUAGAGCAAGUGGUUAGACGGAGGAGAUCAGGACGUCUCUGGGGCCGAGCCUGGCGCGAGUCAUUUCAGCCUCCUUCGGGGAGCUUGGUCUGCUUGAGCACGCCCUUGCCCCGGCCCCACACGGACUACAGAAUAGAUGAGGCGAGCAAGCGCCCAGCCCUUUAACCCUUGAUCGCGGGGCAGGUCAGACUCCUCAGAGCACCCUUUGCUCUACAUCUACAAGAGAGUACUUUAGAAAGUCACAAAAGAGACAGGCAGGUCCAAGUCUCCUUAAACUGUCUUGUAGACUUAAAAUCGGAUAUUUGUGCAGCCCCGCCCCCUCCUCUGGUCCCUGGCCGUCGGGAGACUCUUCUCAACAAGGCCCUAGAGCACAUGGCCAGCUCCAUGAGGGCCAGCCCAGGCCUGCCCAGCGAGGAUCAUCCCCAAUUUCCUGAUCACCCCUGCGGCUCCCCUGUGGGCAUGCUGUGCAAAAAAGAAGGGGAUUCUAACAAGUUCUGGCCCCUCUUGGGAAAGAUAGGCAAAAUGUCAUGGAAGCAUUUUGAGCUCAUUGACAACUUUUCAAGAAGUUUUGGGAUGUCAUAUUUAAAACAGUGUGAAAUGCAAAGGCGUGAAUACUGUGUCAAACUGAUCUCCAAAGGAUUUUGGGUUUUUGAACUCCUCAGAUCUUACUGUUAUAUGUGAGAAUUUGUUUUGCUUGACUGUCUGUGUUUGUAAUGAGUUUUGUUUUCUUGGCCUUCGAGGUGAGAAGGAGAGAAGGCUGAUCUUUGUUCAAAAAUAAAGUCAAACCUAAUGUAAAAA
Messenger RNA from Monodelphis domestica (gray short-tailed opossum), 3196 nucleotides. RefSeq names its product IKBKB interacting protein (gene IKBIP). Lineage: Eukaryota; Metazoa; Chordata; Mammalia; Didelphimorphia; Didelphidae. The record is from RefSeq and is a predicted model, not a curated record.